AUGGCGGAGCCACGCAGAGUAGCGUUUAUUAGCCUGUCACCGGUGAGGCGGCGCGAGGCCGAGUUCGCGGGGGCCGAGCGCGAGCCCGAGUACCCUCGCGAGCCCCCCCGGCUGGAGCCGCAGCCGCCGCCGCACCGCGAGCCGGUCCGGGCGGAGCAGCCGGUCCCGCGGGAGGCUGCCCCUCGGUCGGACGCGCAGCCCCCGCCGCGGGAGAAGCCGCUCCCCCAGCGCGAGGGCAGCCGCCCCGAGCCGCCCAUGGCGCUGCAGCGCGAGCCCCCGCGGCCCGAGCCGCCGCCGCCGCCGCUCCCGCAGCUUCCCUUGCAGCCUCCCCCGCCGCGGGAGGCGGCUUCCCGGCCGGAGCCGCCGCCGAGGCCGCCGAGGGAGACGGUGCGCCUGGAGCUGGUGCUCAAGGACCCGACCGACGAGAGCUGCGUGGAGUUCAGUUACCCGGAGCUGCUCCUGUGCGGAGAACAACGGAAGAAGCCCAUUCACACAGAAGACCCAUUUAAUGAUGAGCAUAAAGAGAGGCAAGAAGUGGAAAUGUUGGCUAAGAAGUUUGAAAUGAAAUAUGGUGGGAAACCCCGUAAACACCGGAAGGAUCGGCUACAAGAUUUAAUUGAUAUAGGCUUUGGCUAUGAUGAGACAGAUCCAUUUAUUGAUAACUCAGAGGCUUAUGAUGAAUUAGUUCCUGCUUCUCUAACAACAAAAUAUGGAGGAUUUUAUAUCAACACUGGCACUCUACAGUUUCGCCAAGCUUCAGAUACUGAAGAAGAAGAUAUUACAGACGACCAAAAGCACAAACCAUCCAAAAUUCCUAAAAUAAAAGAAGACGGCAUUGAGAUAAAGAAGCGGAAGCGGAAAGAGGAAGGAGAAAAGGAUAAGAAGCCAAGGAAAAAAGUACCCAAACAACUGGGAGUUGUAGCUCUGAAUUCACACAAGUCUGAAAAAAAGAAGAAACGUUACAAAGAUUCUCUUUCUCUAGCUGCCAUGAUACGAAAAUUUCAGAAAGAGAAGGAUGCAUUAGAGAAGGAAUCUAACCCUAAAGUCUCAGUGAACUUAAUGAGCACCUCUUUGAAUAAACCCCCCUCCGCUGCUGUAACAUUGGGGAAUGAUGUCUCCGACUUAAACAUGAACAGUGCUGAUCCGGACCUUCCCAUUUUUGUUAGCACAAAUGAACAUGAACUCUUUCAAGAAGCUGAAAGUGCCCUAAAGAUACUAGAUGAUAUUGACUUUGACAGAUUAUUGGAUGCUACUUCUGAUGGUAGCCCCCUCUCUGAGUCAGGGGGAGAGAAUGGAAACACCACCCAGCCAACCUACGCCUCUCAGGUUAUGCCCAAGGUGGUACCUAUACUCCCAGAGGGUUUACCUGUCCUUCUUGAAAAACGUAUUGAAGACCUCCGUGUAGCUGCCAAACUUUUUGAUGAAGAAGGAAGGAAAAAAUUCUUUACACAGGAUAUGAAUAAUAUUCUUCUGGACAUUGAGUUACAGCUGCAGGAACUAGGCCCCGUCAUUCGUAGUGGUGUCUACGCCCAUCUUGAAGCGUUUGUGCCAUGCAAUAAAGAAACACUGGUAAAGCGUCUAAAGAAGCUACAUCUUAACGUCCAGGAUGAUCGUUUAAGAGAACCUCUGCAAAAACUGAAACUGGCCGUUAGCAAUGUCAUGCCUCAACAGCUAUUUAAAUACCAGGAGGACUGCCAGGCUCGUAGUCAAGCUAAGUGUGCCAAGUUGCAAACAGAUGAAGAACGAGAAAAAAAUGGAUCCGAGGAAGAUGAUGAUGAGAAACCAGGGAAACGUGUCAUAGGACCAAGAAAGAAAUUCCACUGGGAUGACACCAUUAGAACUUUGUUAUGUAACCUUGUUGAGAUCAAAUUGGGAUGCUAUGAGUUAGAGCCAAAUAAAAGCCAGUCUGCUGAGGAUUAUCUUAAAUCCUUUAUGGAGACAGAGGUGAAACCAUUGUGGCCUAAGGGCUGGAUGCAGGCAAGAAUGCUUUUUAAGGAAAGUCGGAGUGUACAUAAUCAUCUUACUUCUGCCCCGGCAAAGAAAAAGGUGAUUCCUGCACCUAAACCCAAAGUAAAGGAGUGUAGUCCAAAAAAGGACCAGAAAACUCCUGCUUCCUUGGUGGCUCCAAUUGGUGGUCCUUCAAGUUCUGUCACAUCUGCCAUGGCCUCCACCAGCUCUAGCUCUACUCCAGCCCAGGAGACGAUCUGCCUUGAUGACUCACUAGAUGAAGACCUUUCUUUCCACCCACCUGCACUGGAUCUUGUUUCUGAAGCUUUAGCUGUUAUCAACAAUGGGAACAAGGGCCCUCCAGCUGGCUCAAAGAUAAGCAUGCCAGCUGCAAAACCUCGUCCAGGACUGAGAGAAGAAAAAUUAGCAAGUAUAAUGAGUAAGCUGCCACUGGCUACUCCCAAAAAACUAGAUUCUGCUCAGACUGCACAUUCAUCUAGUCUUAUUGCUGGUCACACCGGGCCAGUACCAAAGAAACCCCAGGAUUUAGCUCAUACUGGCAUCUCUUCAGGCCUUAUUGCUGGUUCUUCAAUUCAGAACCCUAAAGUUUCCUUAGAACCUUUGCCAGCCAGGCUACUUCAACAAGGACUACAGAGGUCAAGCCAGAUUCAUGCUUCUUCCUCUUCACAGACCCAUAUCUCCUCUUCCUCCCAAGCCCAAGUUGCUGCCUCCUCUCACGCUCUGGGAACAUCAGAGGCCCAAGAUGCUUCUUCGUUAACACAAGUAACAAAGGUGCACCAGCAUUCAGCUGUCCAACAAAAUUAUGUGUCUCCACUGCAAGCAACCAUUAGUAAAUCACAGAGCAACCCAGUGGUGAAAUUAAGUAAUAAUCCCCAGCUUUCCUGUUCAUCCCCACUUGUUAAGACUUCAGAUAAGUCACUUAUGUACCGCCUUCCCUUACCUACUCCCUCACCUGGAAAUGGUUCUCAAGGGUCCCACUCCCUGGUUUCUAGGACAGUACCUAGCACCACUACCUCCAGUAACUACUUAGCUAAGGCUAUGGUGUCACAAAUCUCCACGCAGGGUUUCAAAUCUCCCUUCUCAAUGGCUGCAUCCCCAAAACUUGCCGCAUCUCCCAAACCUGCCACAUCCCCUAAACCUUUGCCCUCACCUAAGCCUUCUGCCUCACCCAAGCCCUCUCUGUCAGCUAAGCCUUCAGUAUCAACUAAACUUAUUUCUAAAUCCAACCCAACUCCCAAGCCUACUGUAUCCUCAAGUUCUUCCAGUCCAAGUGCACUAGUAGCCCAGAGUAGCCACUCCAGCAGUAACAACCCAGUCCAUAAACAACCCAGUGGAAUAAAUAUCAGCAGACAGUCUCCCACCUUGAAUUUAUUGCCCUCUAAUCGCACUUCAGGCCUUCCGUCUACAAAAAAUCUUCAGGCCUCAUCAAAGCUACCAAACUCAUCAUCCACUGGAACUGUUGGGAAGAAUAGCUUGAGUGGAAUUGCAGUGAACGCACCUGCCAGCAGAGGUAGCAACCUUAACUCAAGCGGAGCUAAUAGGACUAGUCUAUCUGGGGGAACAGGAGGUGGAACACAGGGUGCUACUAAACCGUUGUCUACUCCACAUAGACCAUCCUCUGCCUCAGGGUCUUCAGUGGUAACAGCCAGUGUGCAGUCCACAGCAGGAGCAUCAUUAUUGGCUAAUGCCUCACCUCUGACUCUCAUGACAUCACCUUUGUCUGUAACAAAUCAAAAUGUGACUCCUUUUGGGAUGCUGGGUGGCCUUGUUCCAGUGACCAUGCCCUUCCAGUUUCCCUUGGAGCUGCUUGGCUUUGGAACGGACACAGCUGGAGUGACAACCACCCCGGGAUCUACCUCAGCCGCUCUCCACCAUAGCUUAACUCAGAAUUUACUAAAGGGUUUACAGCCAGGAGCUCAGCAUGCAGCAACACUUUCCCACUCACCUCUGCCUACACAUUUACAGCAAACAUUUAAUGAUGGAGGCCAAAGUAAAGGGGACACUAAAUUGCCACGGAAAUCUCAGUGACUUCCCAACAAGCAAAGGAGAUGAGACACUCAGCUGGCUGAUGGAAUCUACCUGAUGGGAAAGUACUCAUGUGGUCAUAGGGCUGCUGUUCUGUCGAUGUUUACAUUCUCUCGUCCCAAGCACUGUGGUGAGGAGGAAAAAGGAAAGAAAACAUUACUUGAUGUAAAGCCAGGUGCAGGAGGAAGAAAUGCUUUCUUGCAAAGUUAGUGACUUUUGGUCUCUUCUAAAGAAAGACAAAGUUACCAUAUUAACUGAAUUAAAAGAGACUCAGUUGUCAAACCCACAGAAGUACAAAUUUGUUUUUCCCCCUGAGGGAGGAAGAAGGAAAAUUGAGGAUUUGGGUAAACUCCAUCCAUCCUGGGGGUUGGAUCUGAACAUGUAUAGUCAUAAUUGCAUAAUAAAAGGCAAUAUAUCUGGAAUUAGGUCAGUUUGUCAGGAGUAAGGAUCAUGUCUAUUUGAGUGGACUGUGGAGCAAAUUUGCCAUACAAAAAAAUAAUGACUUUAUGUCUGAUACAGACCGUAGAAAAUACUAUACCCUCAAAAAUCCUGAACAAACUUGAAUCUUCCCCAGUGUGUAGCAACUCCCCAUGUGAAUCAGUGGACUAGAGAUGCUUCAGGAAAGUUAUUUUAGCACAGUGAUAUGUAUUAUUAAAUCAUCGAGAUUUUUAAAAGUCACGAAAUUGAGCCUGUUGCUCUUAACAGACGAAACUUAGAUGUCCCCUUUUUAUAAAAGGGUCAAUUUCAUCUUCCUUUCAGAAGCAGGUACUUAACUCUCUUCUUCAGGUGAUUUGUGCAUCUGGUAUUGACAUUAAUUCUUAUUUCCAUUCUUGAUGUUAAAAUGUGACUGUUCACAUUUUUCUCUUGAGAAAUGGAGAUCUUUGCUGUAGGGCUUCGGCUUUGAUGCUCUUAGCCCUUGCAGGUCUACACUAUGAACUAAUUUCUCCCAACUUCACCUCAGUUCACAACUUCUGUUCUGUUAGCUAAGUGGUACUUCAGGUGACUAUUAAAUAUUGAUAUAAACAGCUAUAAGUGUGUACUACACAUGCUUCUACAUUGGUCAUUCAAAUAGCAUAUAUAUAUAUUUUUGGAAUUUUCAAGAUAGUAUUUUAAAGGGAGAAAUUACAUUCGAAUCAUGUGUGUACAAGGGAUUAUUUUUUAUAAAAAUCACAGUGUAUUUUUACUCCCUAUAUCCAGUGUAGUGAAAUUGAUUUGGAUCAUUUCCUAAUAUUGACUCAGAAUAUUGACAUGUGAGUAAAUCUGCAGAUAGUAAGACUCUGUAGUUAUCAUGGUGUCCUUAUGGAAAUAACAUUCAACAGAGGACAUUAAGGGAGAAAUUUAUGGCUUUGUUUGGAUACUUUUUUUUUUUACACCUCAUCAUUCUAGCCUUUCUUUUCUUUCUCCCUUUUUUUCCUUCCUGUUUAGGCUUCUAAAUGUUUCAAAGUGUACCCAAGAAUGGUGUAAGCUUGGUCCAUUUUUAAUGAUAAACUAACCUAAAGAGCCACAUCAGAUUGAUAGACGCAACAUUGCUUGUGUAUGUUUUCAUCACACAUCACCCUAUACUGUUAGGUUUAUUCAAAUAAGAGUAUUAACCAGGCCCUUUUUCUCCUUUUAUAAGAAAAAGUCCCAAAUAGCCGGUAGGACUGUGAAUAAAUUACUGCAGAUCUGUUCAGAUCUGUAAACCUAUAUUUGAAUUCAAAGUCACAUUGGCUGGCUUCACAGCAAAAAGUUAAUAAGUAACUGAAAACUUUAGUUCCAAGAACUUGUUACAGUAAGAGCAAAAGAUUAUUUCAAAGGAAUCAUUGAUAUAAUUACUUGCAUCUCAGAAUUUAGAUUACCAGUAAAACAAAUCUGAAUUUUGCAUCAGCCCUGGUAGAUAUUUUGGGAGGAUAUUGGGAUGUUGCAGAGAGGUUUGACUUGAAUUGAGUAUGUUUGAUUACAAUUUGUUUUUUUAAUUAGGCAAGCUUACCCAAUUGAGUUAUUCCAGUGUAGCAUACCUCUUUUAUCUAAGUUUUAUCUAAUUUGAGGGGGGCGGGGAACGUCUUUGCUAAUGCUAUGUAGGAGUUUUCCUUUGGGAAGCUAGCCUUUGUUUUACUUCCCAUACCAGGAGGGAAGUCAGAGUGCAUGUUAAUCUCUUCCUGCUGAUAAUUGUGCAUGUACUCAUGUGUGCGUGUGUGUGUGUGUGUGCAUAUAUUUAUUCAUAUAUAACUUCAUUACUAUUUUAAGUCAAGAAACAAUAAUUUUAAUUUCUUAAUAACUCCAUCAUCAGUUCUGAAUUAUACCUUGUGAGGAUUCCCUGGUGAUUCUGCUGUCAUUGGAGAAAAAGAGGUUUAUCAGUUCUUCCCCCAGUAUCAUUUUAUAACUAACCAUAAAUAGUAAUCUGAGGGCCCUGACCGGUUUGGCUCAGUGGAUAGAGCAUCAGCCUGCAGACUAAAGGGUCCCAGGUUCGAUUCGGGUCAAGGGCAUGUACCUUGGUUGCGGGCACAUCCCCAGUGGGGGGUGUGCAGGAGGCAGCUUAUCGAUGUUUCUCUCUCAUCGAUGUUUCUAACUCUCUAUCCUUCUCCCUUCCUCUCUGUAAAAAAUCAAUAAAAUAUAUUUUUUUUAAAAAAAAGUAAUCUGAAGGCCCUUGGCUCUGAGAAGUCUUCACAUAUGGAGAUUAUGUUCUGUUCUCUUCAGUCUUGGUAUCUUGGGAACUGCUGCCAGACCCAACCUCCUCCGCCCCUCCUUCUCCCUCCCCCCCACUUUCACUAACAUAUAUCCAUUUCAGUCAAGACUACCCUUUUUUUUUUAUGUUAAACAAGUGAAACAAACAUCCUUAUAUUUCUUAAUAGAUAAGUAUGAUCAGCGAAUUUCUACAUGUAAAUACAAAACUAUUUCUUUUCUAGAUCAUAACAUUAAAAAUUAUGUCCAUAUUUAUGGUCAGCUAUCUUUACAGUUUUCUUACUUAAAAACAAACAUAUAAAUUGGUUAUUUUUAGGACAGAGACUUGUGACUCAUAGUAUAUUUUUGCAUUUAUUUUUUAAAAUGGUAAGUUAUUUAAAAGGAUAUAGAGCAGUGUGUAUUUCUGAAGAGCGUUAAUAAACAUCCCAAUGCAAAAAUAAUCAGCACACUUAAUUACAUCCCAUUCAGUGGGAUUCUUGAAUCAGGAAAAUUAAGCUGUUUGUUUUCAAUUGUCUUAUAUUUUAAAUUGCCUUCACUGAUAUAUAAGCUAUUACUGUACAUACAAAUUAAUCCUCAGUAUUCACAAGCAAUAAUGGUCGGCAGAGUUGUCUUCAGAGAUAGCAGUGCUGAGCCCCUGUUGGAGACUGUUUGGGAGCAAAGUGUUAAGCUCAUUCAGAGCCUCCAAAGUCAAUGCAAGCAAUAAUUCCAUUACAAGUCGAUUAUAAUUCUUUCUCCUGUGCUUCUGAAAUUGAAGGGUAAGAGAAAUCAUGGUUUGAAAACAGCCUGAAGAAAAGGUUUUGGGAAAAGAAGUGAGGUUAAUCUGAAGUCACAAAGUCCUGAUGGUGUAUUAGUACAUUCUUUCAUGCCUACUCCCCCUUUGAUGGAUGUUGUUAGCCCAAAUAACAUUUUAUAUCAUAGAAGUUGAAUAGGGUUAUUGUAUUGCCAAGGUAGGAGGAAGAUCGGGGCACAUACAUGUUUAAAUACUGUGGGUUUGACACCUGUUUGAAAACAACUUAAUGAACAAGAGUUUUAACCCAGAAUUUUUUUUUCUCCCAAAGCAGAUCUAAAUUGUUUACUACCCAGGGUUGGAAAGGGCAGACACCUCUAGUCUUGCUUCUCUGGUUGCCCUCUACCACACCCCUUUCCAGCUCUACUUGGUUCAAGACAUUUUCUGAAAUGGAAAUGCUACUGUUUUUCAAACUGCCAUUGAUUGUGAGAACUCUGUGUCCCUUGGGAUCACCUCUUAGAACUCCAGCUCUCUAUCAUGUUUGCUGCUACAUUUGUAGAAUGAACUUUGCCUGUAUUGAUCGACUUUAACCUAACUUACAGUUCUUUAUUUCUAGAGGUUUUGUCUUAUCAUUUGACCCAUGUAUAGAAUUAGGAUACUUUAUUUCAGGAGUAUACCAUAACAGAAUACUGGUCCCUGUAUUUUUAUCUUCACUUAGGCUUUGAAUUUGAGUUUGCUUGUUUUGUUUUGUUUUAAAUUAGAAGAGUGAUAAAACCUAUAAUCAGGCCAAACUCAAAAAGUUCCCUGUGCUUCAGCACUGUCGUUUCUGCUGACCGUCCGUCCUCAGAUGGGGCAUUUUUACUUUAUGUUGUGCAUGUAUGAUUGUGUUUGUUUUGUUGUUUUUUGCUUUGGGGGCUUUUGUUUUUGUAAUAAUGAAGCAGAAGAAAAAUGCAGUAGUAGGUCAAUGACUGGUUACAAACACGUUAUGCAAUUUUAUUUUAUAAAAUCUAAGGGGAAAAGUUUAACUCUCUGUAAAUCAUUUCUUAGCUCUGGUAAAAUGCUUAUAUUGCUCCUCUAAAACAUGCUCAAUUCAGGCCUUUCUCUUUUUUAAGUGCCUUUUUUUCUCUCCCCUUCCCCCACCCUUUUCAAACUGUUCUCAUAUACCCUGACGUACAGGCUAAUAAGUCAGGGGAUUCAGGAGGAGGAAUCCCAAACUUGCCAACUUCAUGUCAUGCUGUAAUGUUCUUCCUUUUCUUUAUAUGUAUAUGGAUAUGUGUAUAAGAUACAUACAUACAUAUAUAUGUGUAUAUAUAUAUAUGUAUACAUAUGUAAUAUAUAUAUAAAACUAGCAGCUGCUGUACCAUUGCAUCCUUUCUGAACACUUCCUGUCAGUGUUUGCAAGACUUCUGCCUGUUUAUUCCACUGCUUUUAAUCAAUUCAAAUGGAUGGACUGGGAAAUUGUCUUUCCCCCUAAGAGCAUCUGUUUGUGUGCGUGUGUGUGUGUGCGUGCAUACAUACAUAUAUAUAUAUAAUAAGUAGUUAUUACAAGUAAAAUAAAUUUAGCCAACUCAUUGACUAUUCCUGGGUUUAACCCACUGCCCUAUGCCUUUCAAACUUGGCAUGAGUAAUACUGGAGAAAGCAUUGGAGUAACAAGUCUUUUGUGGGUCAAGUCAAUAAGGUGCACUAUGGCAGGCAAACAGCCAUGGGGGAGCUAGAGUUAGAAUCAUGAUAUUGUAUUUGAAUAAGUUUUCAAGGAAGUUAGCAACUUUGUCAACAUUGAAACUGCAUUUUGGGGAAAUUCUUUUCGGAGAAUUCAUAUAGCUAUUUUGCAUAUCUGUCAAAGGUUAAUACAUUUAGAAGUAGAAGGACUUCAGGUGCCGGGGAAAACACUCAUAUAACCUAUAGCAUUAUUGAAAGAUCUUCAGUUUUCAUUUGCCAGAUAAUUACAUUUGGCUUAAUCUGCUUUUAUGACUAUUUAAAUCCCUCCCUUGAGCCAAAUAACGUAAUUUUCGGCAUCUAAGAUUCAUUUGUUUUUUGUUGAAAACAUAUUUGACAUGUUAAGGGAGACCAAGUUGAACCAAUCCUCAAAACCCAGUACAAAUAUCUAGUAAGUGCUCCCUUUUAAAUACAUUUUAAUUGGGAAGAGGAGACUAGUGGCUAAAAGGAGAAAGCAGAGGCUCCUGGUAGUGUUACCUGAUAGCAACACUGUUAUUAGGCAGCUUCUGUUUAGUCGUGUUACUCUUGGAUUACUACGUUAGGGGGAAUAUCAUUUAACCUUCGUGCCUCAGAUUACCCAUUAGAAUGUUGGGUAUAAUAAUAUUCACCUACCUCCCAGGGAUAUCAGAGACUUUACUAGUUCAAAAAUACUUUGAGUUUUUCUAAAAUGUCCUAUAUAAUUAAAAAAGUAUUAUCAUCAAAAAAAAAAAAAAAGUAUUAUCAUCAUCCUGCAGAGGCUAAAGAAUGGGUAUAAAAAGCACCAUUUAAUUUUUAAUUUUAAAAAUAAAUCACUGGAAUUCUAGUUAAGAUACAUAUUUGUUAUUUAAGUAUUUUAUAUUUGUGGUGGGGUAAAAUGGUUACUUUCAGAUUAGUAAGUGGGAAGGGGAAGUAACACAUUGUUUCUUAAUCAUAUGUAGGUUUUGGUUUUUUUUGCCUUUUAUGGUGUUAUUUAUUACAGGUGUGAUUUUUGCCAAGGUUUCAGAGCUGAAACUACGUAAAAUUUGGAUGGUUUGUCAUUGGAGUUGGUUAAUGAUCCCGAAAGUUUUAUCUGCCUCACAUUUCCAUCUUCUCCAUCUAAUUUUCUUGUAUUAGUUGUUUGGUGAUGCAUAGCAAAGCGUUUAACUAUCUAAGAAAGAAUGGGAGUCUCCUCAUUCUUGUAAAUUGGAGACUGUGUACUGUUCCUGCAACUAUAGGUUUAUCCAUCUUUGCACUGAAGGGGCAAGCACUACACACAGUCAGCAGGGUACACUUCUAGCCAGUUUCCCUUUGUGAUUUAUGCUUCUUCAACCCAUGGAAGAGUUGUAGGAAAAUGGGAGCGGGGAGGCAGGAUUCACUUCCUAGCUGGGGCAGGGUUGGGAGACUGGGGGUGGAAGGAAACACGGUUUGCCCAUCUCUGAAGAGGAAAGGAAGAUCUUUUUAUCCUACCUUCUAUCCCAGCGUAUUAGGUAGUAAUACAUAGAAUUUUCCUCCUAUCAUUUAAACAACAGGAAAAAUGGAUGCUGCCUUUCUAGUUAGGAAUAAAUGCUGAGCAGCAAUUGCUGGGGGUUGAGUGCUGAUUUAAAUUGUAGCACAUGUUCAGGAUUAGGAAAGAACAUGUAGGGAGGUGAAGAACAAACUAUCUCGCUCAAGUGAGUCAGGAGAAAGCAGCAGGCCCAAAGCAGACAAAGCACUGGACUGAUACCCAGAAUUGGCCAAGGCUCAUUUAACCUCUAGUGAUGGGACGUUUUUAUUACUUUUUCCAGAUAAGGCCUUAGUAGCCUCUGAGUAUCAACUAUGCAGAUAAGUGUACUCUUUAUUUUACACAUCUUUUCUUAUCCAUUCUUUAAAUAACAUGUUAAGACUUCUACCCAAAGAAAUAAGGCAUUAAGGUUUUGUUGAAUGUGUAUCUGUUCCGCUAGAGAAAAUUAACAGAAGCAUAAAAUAAGAGAUAUUUUAUUUGUUCUUCUAUCAUAAAAUGUGAAUCUUACAUUAAAAAAUUAAGUGCACAUCCUUUCACUGGUGCAAAACUUAGAAUCAUGGAAUACCAUUGGGUUGUUAAGUUACAUUAUCACCCCAGCGUUCAAUUCUGAGAAAGAUUUAGGUUCUGCAGCACACUGUUCGGGUUCGUAGUGCUGAACAGAUUGUCCGACUCUAAUUUAAAAUAGCUUUGAAUAUUAAUGUUGUAUUCUUCUUUAUUUCCUUUAGUCUUCAUUCUUCUUUCCUUUAAUUUGAGCUCUUAAGUUAACCAUUUCGUCAGCCAGUUGCUACACUGGAGUAUUGCGUAUUGUGAAGAAUCUGGGGAGGAAAGGUUAACCUGUCUUUCACCUCCUUUUCUCACUCACAUGGCUAUCUACCCUGUGUCCCAUUGAAUUCAGAAGUAAAGACUACAGUCUGUUCCAGGAGACUGUUCACAUCCCAGCACAGACUGAGAGAGAGACGCUAGGGCUUUAAUUAGACUGCCACUGAAUAACUUGACAUUAAAUUGCUUUUUUCUUAGCUAAUCCCAAAGUACCAUUUGCUUGAAAGUAACUAUUUGUGGUCUUUAAUUUCCUCAUACUGUAAUACUUCUACUUUACUUCUCAAUCUUUCUUACAUAUUUUCAGUUUAUAACAGAUUAAUACUUAAGUUUCUGACACUUUCCCGAACUGUUAACCAAACAGGUCAAGAGUACUUUCAGAAGUCUUAGUAGUGUAAUUAAUGGGGUCGAUAUUUCCAGGAAUUAGAAUUAUCACUGGUGACCAGAAUUUUUUUUUCUCUUCUCCUUUGUAUUAAAAAAUAGAUUUCUCUACUAUAUAAUGUAGUAGCUGCAGUUUAUGGCUUCCUCUUGAUGCUUUCGAGGUUGUUCAGAAGAAGCACAGGCCUUUGUUAGGGGUUUAGUUCUCAUAAUUCUCUGCCUAGCUUUUUUUCAUACUUCCCUGGGGAAAAAAACCUACUUUGCAAAGAGUUAAGUCAAACAGGUCAUAUGAAUCCUUAGUACGGAUUUUAUGUUUUUUAGAAAACUCUACAUCAUUUGCUCCCAUUUUGCUAAUAAUAAUAUAAUUCUACUAGAAACCUGAUGCACAAAUUCGUGCACCAGUGGGAUCCCUCAGCCUGGCCUGCGGGAUCAGGCUGAAACCGGCUCUCCAACUUCCCCCGAGGGGUCCCAGAUUGCGAGAGGGCGCAGGCCAGACUGAGGGACCCCCACUGGUGCAUGGUCGGGGUCGGGGAGGGACACGGGAGGUUGUCUAGCCUGGGAGGGGCUGCGGGAGGGCUCCAGGGCAUGUCCAGCCCAUCUCGCUCAGUCCUGAUCGGCAGGACUUCAGCAGCAAGCUAACCUACCAGUAGGAGUGUCUGCCCCCUGGUGGUCAGUGCACGUCAUAGUGACUGGUUGACCAGUCGACUAUCUGCCCCCUGAUGGUCAGUGCACGUCAUAGUGAGUGGUUGAGCGGCCUUAGCAUAUCAUUAGCAUAUUAUGCUUUGAUUGGUUGAACAGACGACUGGACACUUAGCAUAUUAGGCUUUUAUUAUAUAGGAUUUUAUCUUAAAUCUAGUGUUAAAAUAUUUUAUAAUGGAGCAUUGAUGGAAACCUAAUUAAAUUCAAGCAAGAUGACUAUUACCCAAGAUAACUCGGAAAUACUUCAAUUUUUUAAGUCAACAGUUCCAUUCAGCCUCUAAGCACAUUUAGGAGUUAGCAGUAACCAAGACCAGCUGUUGAUAUGUUUUUCUGUUUGACAACCUGCCCUUAAUUUGUCAGACCUCAGCUGUCUUGUAUUUUCUGUCCUUGCAGCCAUAACCUCAUGUUUUUUGUUUGUUUUGUUUUUUUGCUUAUCUCUGCUGCUUACAAGGGUAUUGUGCUCUGUGCCAGCACAUGGCGUUUUCUUUCCCAUACCUGCAAAAUUACCAAGGAUUACCCCAAUUUUGGCUAGAGGCAUUAAAAGAGUUUUUCUCAAUUAACAAAGGUAUUACUGUUUUAUAUAGUUAGUGAGAAAGUUGGCCACCUUCAGCCAACUUUUAAAGUCCCGGCUCUGCCUACAUAAUUAAUUACAUAGACCUUCAGAUAAACAAGGGGCCCUUCCACCAGGAGAGGUAGGGUCCAAGGCCAGCCUCCAGAGAACAGACUCAAGCUUGGUACUGUCCUUUGUAGGCUGUCACGGAAAAAUUGUAUUAUAGAAAGUAUCAAAAAUAUUAAUUGUUCUUGAGGAGAGUAGGCAGAUCUGAGGCUUGCCAUUGUGUUUUGCUUGCUAAUCAUUAUCAAGCUUAAAAGAAGAGGAAAAGAAAUCUCUGGCUGGCAAAAAUUUUGUGCCCCAAAUAACGUGUUAAAGUCUACUAAGGUAAUGAAGUGAUGGGUGUUUUCUCCCUUUUUUAUAAGCAAGAAAGUUUAUUUGUAGUUGUAAAAAUUAUUGUGGGACUGCAGAUCUAUUUGCUGAUUGGAAAUACGGAUUCUGAUUUUUAAUCUGGCUAAGCACAUAUUUCCAACUUUUACGCUAUAAAUUUUGAUAAGGGAAAGACUUGUUUGUUAACAGAAGGAAAAACAGGUCUUAACUUAUACAGUGAAUGUUCACUCUGUAGAGGAACUUCCCUCCAGUUGCACAUCUUCCUCUUACCAUAGCCACCUCCACACUUGUUAGAGAUGCCAGUGUGUUUCUCCACAAUCUUGAAGGAAGGAGCCUGAAUAAUUGCUGCUCCUUUGAGGGAAAGGCACUGCUUAUUGUAUCACGUGUAUUUAUAGGGAGGUGCAUUUAUACUAACUUGAAGGGAUAUACUGUAUUUUAAAUAAGUGUGUGACUUAAUAUUUUGGGGUUAUUUUUCUUCCUUUAAAACUGGACCUGAACAAAGCUUUGAGUUGAUAUUUGUAAUAAUCUCAGGACCUGAAAGAUUGUAGCAUUUAGUGUGUCUUAAAAAUUAUGUACUGUACCAGCCAUGGAUUUUUGUAAAUAUACCUGUCUCCCUUUUUUGUAUUAUUUUAGUAAAAAAAAUAAUAAUAAAUUUAAAUAAAAGGGGGUGGUAAUGACAUGUGAAUGGGUGUGGUAUGUGUGUGUGUGUGUUUGUAUAAGGCUCUUAUGAGAUGAACUGGUGCUUGUUUAAUUUCCGGCUCUAAUCAGAGCAGGAAUAUGGACAACUGCUGCUACUGUACUCUGCACUGAGCCUAGGUAUUUCCAUUUUAUCUUUCCCAGUGGUUGAUUAGAAACGAGCUACCAAGAAAUGACUAAGAACUUAAAUUCUUCCCACUGCCAUCUUGCUCUGUAUUCUCAGUUCGCAUACCCUUUGAAGUUUAAUGGUAAAGCUUUCCUGUCUUUGGGGGAUUCACUGGUCUCUAGUUUUUAGAGAACUCUUAUCACUAUUUUCUAAGAAGAAAGGACAGAUAAUUUUUUUAACCAAAAUCACACAUUUCAUAAAACCCUGAUGAGUUAUGGAUAUGUGAGAGGACUUAAACAUUCCUGAAUAUGGAUCUUUGAAUUUGGUAAAUUAACCCCAUGGAUAUACUCCUUCAGUGCAGGGGAAUUUUUUCUUUUUUCUUUUUUUGCAACAGCCUUGCUCAUAUUCCAGGUGUAGCUAGCGAACCCCUGUUUUAAAGCAGGAGCCUUAUUUGAUUUAGUGUAGUUGUUUCCUGUCAAUUCUUUGUGACAGGGCCUUUUACAUGCGUGGUUUUUUCUUUUUGUAUGUGUUACGUGUUUAUUGUAUUAAAUAAAGAGGAAUGUGCAUAUUA
Molecule: messenger RNA, 14763 nt
Organism: Myotis daubentonii (Daubenton's bat)
Lineage: Eukaryota; Metazoa; Chordata; Mammalia; Chiroptera; Vespertilionidae
Gene: UBN2
Product: ubinuclein 2
Biological process (GO): chromatin organization
Cellular component (GO): nucleus
Source: RefSeq, a predicted model, not a curated record